Kwoniella shivajii is the source of this 1356-nucleotide messenger RNA. RefSeq lists its product as uncharacterized. NCBI's taxonomy places the organism in Eukaryota, Fungi, Basidiomycota, Tremellomycetes, Tremellales, Cryptococcaceae. The transcript is spliced from 5 exons. Bases 1 to 1356 code for a protein of 451 amino acids. The record is from RefSeq and is a predicted model, not a curated record.
AUGAAGACACUAACAUUCAUUACACCCAUCUUAAUCUCGCUGGUUCGAGUUCAGGUUGAAGCUCAUGAAACUUUAUUGGAAUUACAAGGUGCUCUAGGUACUUUAUACUAUGAUGGUAAAUGGCAGACCAACGGAGACAAAUGUAACGAAGGACGUGGUGGACCAGGUUGGUCAGAUGGUCAAAUCGCAGUUCCUGGUUGUGUGAAAAUGGGUCCUGAAUUGGACACUUAUAAUACCAAUAGAGUAGUCGCCCUCAAUCGAACUAUGAUGUGGGGUGACCUUUCAGCUUGGUGUGGAAAAGAAGUUGAAAUCAUCCAAGAUGGUCAAAAAGUCGAAUUUGAUGAGCCACUCGUACUUUGGGAUACAUGUGAAGCCUGUGCGACCUCUGUCAGAGUUGAUUUUGGUGCCGACGCAUACUUAAAAUUGAACCCAGAAGCAUGUGGACCUCAAGGAAACAAUGUGCAUGAUUUGACAGUUCGUGUAACAGAUAAUCAAAUUUGGCAACCUGCAUUAGAUGAAAGUCCUUACACACCCGUUGAAGCCACAAAAGUGUACACAGGAGGUGAUUAUAAUUGGAUGCCAGUCGCUGCCAAUGUGCCCGUCUCUUGCGAAGCGAAUCCUUAUGGAGCGACAAUCAGUGGUGAUUCUGCUGGAGAUACAAAUUUCCCUCCUCCAAUCGUAAUCAAAACUGCUAAUCCUACUUCUGUUCAAUGUGCAACCGGUUCCGGCGGUGGUUCGGGAUCUGGAUCUGGAUCUGGAUCUGGAUCUGGAAUCGUAUCAGCGACUUCAGCUAGUAUCAGCUCGGUCCCUUCUAUCACUGCACCUGCUACUGCUCCAAGCGGUUCUUCUGGAUCAGCGACCGCUGGCUCUGGAUCCGGAUCCGGUUCCGGCACUUCUCCUUCCGGGACUAUCAGUAUCCCUAGUCAAACAUCAGCAAUCGGUACUGGAAUCCCAACCGGGCUUCCCACUGGACUUGCUACUAGUGCGUCUGGAAGUGGAAGUGGAAGUGGACGUGGCGGUGGAAGCUCAGCAACAGAUCCUGUUCUCGGUAUCAACGCUCUAGCUUCAUCCCCUUCGACCGUCGAUGAAUCAUCUACUGCAGGUGGUUCAUCUUCAUCCACAAUGGAAACUUCUGCCUCAGCGAGUGAGACCUCAUCGACCACAGGAUCAGGAUCACAUUCAGUGGGUGAAAGUACAAACGCCACUUUGAACACGCCAGGUGGUCAAUGUGAUCCUAGCACAUACCAAUGUGUAGGAUUAGGUUUACAAAUUUGUAACACUACUGGAUAUUGGACACCCAUGAAUAAUUGUCCUACCGUUUGUGAAAUCGAAUGCGACACAAUCUCAUGCCACUAG